Phialemonium atrogriseum is the source of this 2022-nucleotide messenger RNA. Its product is annotated as kinase-like domain-containing protein. Gene Ontology annotation, molecular function: protein kinase activity; ATP binding. Lineage: Eukaryota; Fungi; Ascomycota; Sordariomycetes; Cephalothecales; Cephalothecaceae. Gene Ontology annotation, biological process: protein phosphorylation. The record is from RefSeq and is a predicted model, not a curated record. Bases 1 to 2022 code for a protein of 673 amino acids. The transcript has a single exon.
AUGGAAUGCCUCCGGGACACCUUCAACCCUGGUUUCGUCCUCGGCGGACGCUACCAGACGGUUUCACCCCUCAACCAUGGCUCCUUCGGGAUGGUCUUCAUGGCCAGAGAUCUCAAGACCAACGAGACCGUUGCCAUCAAGUGUCUGACCAAGAGGGCUGCUGCCAACGAGGCUGGCCUCAACAUUGCUAUCGACGAGAAAUCCGAAGAGCUAGCUUUGCAUCGGCGCCUCAGUUUCCAUCCCAACAUUGUCAACUUGCUCGAUUCCUUUGAGACGGAUGCCCACGUCUUCAUCGUCCUCGAAUUCUGUGAGCAGGGCGAUCUCUACGAGGCCAUUCGGAUCGGACACGGACCGUUGGAGACGGAGCACGUCCGCCACUUCAUGUUGGAGCUCAUCGAUGCCGUUUCCUACAUCCACUCCAAGGGCAUCUACCACCGCGACAUCAAGCCCGAAAACAUCUUCCUCGGCCAAUCUGGCACCUUGAAGCUGGGUGACUUCGGGCUGGCAACCACCGAGAGAUGGACCUUUGAGGCCACUGUUGGCAGCGACCGCUACAUGUCACCGGAGCAGUAUGACUCGGCUGGGGCGGGAUACUCUCCUGCCCAGGCUGACAUCUGGGCCGUUGGCGUCUGCCUGCUCAACAUCCUCUUCUCCCGCAACCCGUUCACCACCCCCACCGAGGCAGAUCCACUCUUCCUCGACUUCUCCCGGGAUAAGCAGGCCUUGUUCGAUGUCUUCCCUUCGAUGUCACAGGAUACCUACGAGGUCAUCGUCGAGUGCAUGAAUCUUGACCCUAGCAAGCGCUCGCUUGUCGGCGCCCGCAACGCACUUCGUCGUCUCGUCAGCUUCACGACCUUGGAUGAGGCCCUCGAUGAUUUCUGCACUGCCGAUCGUCAUAUUGUGGCCAGCUCCAACCGCGAACCCCUCCGCACCCCGUCCAUUCAGAGCCCCCAGAUAGAGACGGGUGCCUUCCCAUGGGCCAAGGCGCUCCAUGCCAGCCCUCAGAAGCCGAGUCGCCAGCUCAGCGCCAUCCCUGACGACGAGAGCUACACCGAGGACUUGUUCUCCAAGUCUGGCACGACGGUAGAUUGGCUGUCUGCAGCGGCCCAGACCCCUUCCAUCUCCUCGGUUAUGAACUCUAGUCUUGGAGCGUCAAUGCAGUCGCUUGCCAUCGGCCGACCGAGGCUGCCACCACGCAAUGGCACCAAGGUGUCUCCCAUGGCCGGAUCGCUCCCGAUUACCAUGAACAAGUCCAAGAACCUCUCUGCCAUGUCGCUGGUGUUUGGUCGCAAGGAGACUGUGUCCAAGAGCUGGAGUGACAUGUGGGAUGAGGAUGUCGAGGAGGAGGAAGAGGAGCGAGCCCGGCAGAUGCAGGUACUUAAGGAAAUCAACUCGAGGACCUGGAGCCACGAAAGCAAGGCUGCUGAUGAUGACAACACCCCUCGCCAGGGUCAGUCGCCUGCCCCCAAGGCCGCAGCCGUGAACUCCAAGGCCGACGACCGCUCAAUCGAGUCGACCAUGUCGAAUGACGUGGACGAGGAUCUGUUCUUCUUCCAGGAUACUUCGCCAGUGGACGGGCAAGCAUUGGAGGUGCCUCGUUACUCGCCACCACCCAAGCGCAAUGCCGCCGACAAGUGGGAGGCCCUUGGAGAACGACGGAGGGCCUACACUGGCAACUCGAGAAGCUUCAAGCCCGCCGAGGUUACAAUGAAGACUGGACUCCACAUUGGCGACCCUAUCGACUACGCUUCUUUUGGGUAUGGAGUUCCGGAUCUUUAUGGCGACACUCAUCAUCAUCACAACCCUUUCUCCCUGUUUACCCACAACAAUCCCUCGUCCACCCAGCACACCACGAACACUGGCAAAUGGAACAGCAUCGUCAACAAGGAUCGCGCCAAGGAAUGCCCCCGGUCCAGGGGCCGCGAACGAGAUUGGAAUUGGAACUUCAACUGGCGCAAGGAUAAGCGCCACGAUUUCGGCGAUGUUGAGUGGGUUGGUGACUGGCAGGAAGCUCACUCUUAG